Messenger RNA from Sabethes cyaneus, 795 nucleotides. Its product is annotated as trypsin alpha-like. Gene Ontology annotation, biological process: proteolysis. Gene Ontology annotation, molecular function: serine-type endopeptidase activity. The record is from RefSeq and is a predicted model, not a curated record. Lineage: Eukaryota; Metazoa; Arthropoda; Insecta; Diptera; Culicidae. The transcript has a single exon. The coding region runs from base 1 to 795 and encodes 264 amino acids.
AUGAAACACUUCACGAAAAAACUCCAUUUGUCGCUAGGGUGGUUACUCAAUGUUCUUCUAGUAGUACAAUCCAAUCAAUUUGAGCCUAGUGGCACAUCGCAGGCUCGAAUUAUUGGAGGCUAUAACGACAAUAUUGCCAAUAAUCCCUGGCUGGUUUCGAUAAGCCUUCAAGGGUUUGGCCACGUCUGUGGUGGCUCGAUAAUAUCAUCAUCGUGGGUACUCACAGCAGCCCAUUGUAUGGAAUCGGUUAAGCCAGAAAGUCUGUCCUUAAGAGCUGGAUCUACAUAUCGUAAUAGUGGUGGAGUGGUGAAUCGUGUCAGCCAAAUCAUAUCUCAUCCGAACUUUAAUGUGCAGUAUAAAAUGGAUUAUGACCAUGCGCUACUGAAGGCGCAAAGCCCUUUUAGCUUUGGAAAUAACAUUGCUGCAGUUCGCCUUGCCGAUUACGGCCAUCCUUUUUACGAAAAUGAGCAGUGUAAGGUUUCCGGUUGGGGUUUGCUGAGAGCAUCUGGGACUGACAUUCCGCGAAACGUGCAAAGUGUUAAAAUAUUUCUAGUCGAGCGACCCGUCUGUGAAAGCCAGUUCCGACCAAAGUACACAAUAACAUCGAGGAUGAUUUGUGCAGGCGGAAAGGGAAAGGAUUCCUGUCAGGGUGACUCGGGUGGUCCACUGAUUUGCCGCGGAAUGCUUCUCGGGGUGGUAUCGUUCGGAAUCGGUUGCGGUUCGAGUCACUAUUCCGGAGUGUAUGCCAACGUUCCUGAGAUGAGGAAUUGGAUCUGGCAGUCUACUGGUGUUUAG